AGCAGCUUUGGAGGACCCCGUUUUGCAAAGGGAGACGUGGAGUUGAGUGGGGCGGAACCGAAUGCUUCCUCCUUUGCCCAGGAAGUGGGCUGGUGAGCGGAGUUGGAGUGUCGCGGGUGUCCAGCCCUGGUCUGUCGGUCCACCAUGUCGAAGGUUUCCUUUAAGAUCACGCUGACGUCUGACCCGCGGCUGCCAUACAAAGUACUCAGUGUUCCUGAAAGUACACCUUUCACAGCAGUCUUAAAGUUUGCAGCAGAAGAAUUUAAGGUUCCUGCAGCAACAAGUGCAAUUAUCACCAAUGAUGGAAUAGGAAUAAAUCCUGCACAGACUGCUGGAAAUGUUUUUCUAAAGCAUGGCUCAGAGCUGCGAAUUAUCCCCAGAGAUCGUGUUGGAAGGUGCUAAUAUCUGCUUCUGGGAACAUACAAUUACCUUUCAGAAUAAAAAUUGCUAUUUUCAUUUGGUCAUAAAAGUGAAAUUCGGCAUUUAACAUACAAUGAAAACAUCAGGAGUCAGUGAAACAGUGAAAGGGGACUCUUGUCCCUCCCUGUGCACACCCUUCACGCGAAGAGGAAGUGGUUUUGAAUGGACGGUGCCUCCACCACUGGACGUUCUGGCUGCUGCCCCACAGCACACGCAGGAAGGAAAUCACUUGUGGCAGAUGGAUUAGACAGCUAUUUUUAUUUUUUUAUUUUUUUUGUCUUUUUCAUUUUCAUUUUUAUCGGUACCAGGGAUCGAACUCACGACUGCCUGCUUGUAAGAAGGCAGGCGCUUUGGCCGCUGAGCUAAAUCCCCAGCCACUAGACAGCUAUUUUUUUUUACCUGGGAAAUAAUUGUGAUAAUUUUUUCUGAGUACAUUUAGAAAAUUAAAAUUUCCUAAGUGUUGCAUAAUUAUCUUUGAGUUAAAAAUGUAGAACAAUUGAUUAUGGAUCAUAGAUGGCAGUUUGCUUGAUAGCAUCACACAGCCUCAUACAGAUCCUUCAAUACACAUGUUGUGAUAAGCACCAUAGACAUCCCAAUGGAUGUUUAACUGUUUCAUUAUUUGUAACUUAAGUUUUCAAGUGUAACGUGUUAUGUAAAUUUUAAAUAUCAAAGAACCACAGAUGUCUUUAUUGUGUGCAUAAACUAAUGUCACUGUUAAAGUUCUUAACAGUGUUGUUGCAGAAUCUUAAUAUUUGUCAUGGUGGGACGUAAGGAUAUAGAGAAGCAUCUUUUCCUGAGUUGCACAUUUCUUACAAGUUAUGAAUCUUUUAUCAGUUUCUUAAUGCAACAUUUUUUAUAGAAAAACCCUCAAGAAUGUUUGUUUUGUUUUGUUUUUGAGACAGGGUCUCACUAUGCAGUUCAGGCUGGCAUUGAGCUGACUUUGUAACCCAGGCUGGUCUCAGACUUGCAGUGAUCCUCCUACCAUAGCGUGUGCCACUAUGUCCAUCUGAAAUAACUUUGAAGAUACUAUUUGUGAAUAGCAUUCUGAAAGAAUAUUGUUACAGUGAAUGUCUGAAGUUCACCACAAAGCUUAAAGAAAUACUGACCAGCAAUCCUGAUGAGUUACAUUUAUUGAAGACCUAACUUUUGAAGAAGUGCUAACAUUAAUCACCAAAGUGCAUAACAACAAGCAAAAUUAGGAAAGCAAAGAUGACCAGGCUUUGGCAAAAGGAAUGAGUGGCGAGAACAAGAGUAAUGAGUAACAGAAAACUGUCACAGAGUGUCACAAAGAAUGCCAACAGGUGGGGCAGAACUGUGGAGAGUAUGUUAGAAAAACUGAAACUGAAAGCAGUACUUGACAUAGUCUUAGAAAGCCAAGCACGUUUCUUGUCCACAUACAGACUUACAAGUACCCACUCUGAGGAUUCCAUAAGUGUCUAUAAUAAAAUACUUCAUGAUUACAGUAGAAAUCAGUAUCUGCACACAGUCUGAAAGGUAAAUUAAAGGGCCGUGGUGGUUCAGAAUCAGUGUUUGACCUUGUGGGUAACCUUAGAGCAGAGGUUUUGUCUGUCUAGUUCUUUUCUGAACUAGAAAUGUAGAUAAUCGUUAAAUAAUCCCCAGUUUAUUCAUUAAUAAAGGCUAAGACGGAUAUUUACCUUAGAAUGUUUCAGUCUCUUCACUGUGAUGGCCACAGGUUCAUUGAGAAAAAUAACUACAAUAAAAUGCAAUAGGUCAGCAUCUGAACAGUGGCAUUAAUACUGUAAGAAAUUAACAGGUAUUUUUCACAAAUCUGAUGAAAAAUAUCAAAGGGAAGAUGUUUUGCUAAAUAAUAAAUGUACUGUUUGGAAUGUUUUUGCAAGAAAAAAAAGCUAUCUUAUUCCCAAAGGGAACUAUUAUGCCUCAGUUGACCAGCUAUUUCUAAAUUCCCAACCCUUCAGUUUUUGGCUUAGUUUAAUUUUUUUCCCAUCCUCCCAGCAUAAAAGUGUAUUUGCUGUUUGCAUAGAUAAGUUUAUGGUAUCUUGUGCCAUAAAAAGAUUUAUUUAAUACUUUGUUUCUUUAAUUUUAAGAAUUAGACUGUAGCCCUUAAUGUGUCAACUAGAUGUCAUUAAAUAAAUGUGGCCUAUAAAUUCUGUAUGCAGAAUACUUUGAAUGAACUGUAUUUAGUUUAACUGUAUUGCUGGUCCAUAAUUAAUUAUGAAAAUACAUUGUUAUACUGUAACCCA
Cavia porcellus (domestic guinea pig) is the source of this 2642-nucleotide messenger RNA. RefSeq names its product ubiquitin fold modifier 1 (gene Ufm1). The transcript has 6 exons. The record is from RefSeq and is a predicted model, not a curated record. NCBI's taxonomy places the organism in Eukaryota, Metazoa, Chordata, Mammalia, Rodentia, Caviidae. Gene Ontology annotation, cellular component: nucleus; cytoplasm. The coding region runs from base 145 to 402 and encodes 85 amino acids. Gene Ontology annotation, biological process: protein K69-linked ufmylation.